AAGUUUGUUAAGCUUUAAAGGGAUGCAAAUCCGGAUCCUAAAUAUGACAUCAGCUGCUGGCUUGACUCUCAACGCUCUCAACCUCGAAGCAUCGCUUCAUCCAUCCCGUGAACAGGCGGUCGGUCAUAUUAUUUAGCGUAAACACGAAUGGAGUAACGUCAGCCAGAGCUGAGCUUUUGGGGUGCUUGCCUCGCCACGCCUCGCCACGCCUCGCCUGGUCAUUAUGUCGGACUAUCAACGUAAUGGGGUAGACAGUGAGGCCGAAGAGGGCGAUUCCUCCUCCGCCUUCCACGACCACGACGAGCCCGUGGAUAAUGAGUACUACAACUUCCUGCACGUGCCUCGGAAUGCCUCCAACGAGGAAAUCGGGGCUGCUUACAAGCGACUGACACGCCUCUACCACCCCGACAAGCACUUAGACGAGGAUAAGAAGAAAAAGGCCGAUCUCAUGUUCAACAAACUGAAUAAAAUCUAUCACGUGUUGAACGAUCCCAAGAAGCGGGCUAUUUACGAUUGUUUAGGACAGAAAGGCCUUGAGGAGCGGGGUUGGGAGCUUAUUCAACGCACCAAAACGCCCAGCGAAAUCCGAGAGGAAUAUGAGCGAAUCGCUAAGGAACGCGCCGAAAGACGUCUUCAGCAGAGGACCAAUCCCACUUCCCGCUUGCGCAUGACCAUCAACGCCACGGAUCUCUUUGAACGAUAUCUCUAUGAUGAAGAAUACGACGACGUGAUCGACAGCGGCUUCCCUACUUUAGAGAUCAGUGAGAUUUCCUUCGCUCAAACCAUUGAUUGCCCCAUUACUAACGCGGACAACGUGGUCAUAUCGGGUAAUGUCACCACGGCCAAUGGCAAUGGCGAUGGAUCCGUGGGUUGUGCUUGGCGUAGAGCCCUGUCGAAUGGAAGCUCAGUGGAAACCAAUGUCCAAAUUGGUAGUCAUUCUCAUUUGGGUGGGAAAUAUAGUCGCAAAAUCGCUUCCAGGACCUUUGCCGUAUUUUCAGGCACUUUGCAGCUCACGGGUCGCGGGAUUAAACCCGAAUUCGAAUUGUCAUUCGCUCAUCAACUCUCCAAAGAGACGUUUGGCUAUCUCAGUUAUUCUUCCAAAUGGCAAAUGUUUGAAACCGAAGACGCAUUUGUUCUCGAGCAAGACCAACAUGGCAUGGCCACGACUUUGGUCCGGAAUUCGCAAAACUAUCGUCUCCAAUCAUCUCUUCAUUUGGGCAUUCCCCAUACCUAUUUGUCUUUGGGCGUGACCAGGAAAUUCGAAACCGAAGAUCAAUGUCGAUUGCGCGGACGAAUUCAGUUGGGAACGUUUGGUGCUAUCAUGGAGUACGGUGUGGAGAAACGGAUUACUUCGCAUUGUCACUUGGGAGCUACGAUGACCCUGGGGGUUCCCAUUGGUAUUACAUUGAAGAUCAAAAUGACUCGAGCCCAACAAACCUAUCUCUUCCCCGUUCACCUUUCCGAUGAGAUCCUCAUGCAACCCCUGUUUUAUGGAACCAUCACGCCACUUUUGGUGUGGUUCACCUUCAAAAAACUUGUGUUGGAUCCAUAUGAAUCGAGAAAGAAGCGUCAAGAAAUGGAAGAACAGGCUAGAGCCAACCGUUCAAGGGUGGCGGAAUCUCGCCGAGAAGCUGAGGCCUCGGUGUAUCUCAUGCGGGAGCGUUUCAACCGAAUACGAGCGGAAGAGGAGAGCAAAAAUGGCUUGGUGGUCAUCCUAGCUCUUUACGGAAAGAUCUCAGAUUCCCUUGAAAUCCUGGAAGAUCUGGAGGACGUGGUAGACGGGGCUCUCCAGGAUUACCAUGGCAUAAGCGAGACGUUGGCCACCAAGCUGAUUCGCAGUUACCCGGAGAUCAUUGACGUCACCAUUCCAGUGCAAUGUCUGGUCGAGGACAACAGUCGCAUCUCGCUGUACGAAGGAAACAAGUACGAGUUGGCCGGCUUCUAUGACCCUUGUCCUUUGGACGACGAGAAAUCCCUUCUGUUGAGAUACCUCUAUCAAGGUCGAGUGCAUCAAGUUGUGAUAUCGGAUACUGAGCCCGUGAAACUGCCCAAGAAUGGACAUCGCUUGUCCAACGUGCCUCUGAGUCAGAGUGGACACUCGCUUUCAUCGUAGUGUGAAAUCCAUCUAGUGGCUGUGGUCCAAUUGCAUUGAUAUGGAUCCAUUCAUAGGAUAUGGAAUAAAUGAAACAGUGACGACGAGA
Molecule: messenger RNA, 2201 nt
Organism: Tigriopus californicus
Lineage: Eukaryota; Metazoa; Arthropoda; Copepoda; Harpacticoida; Harpacticidae
Product: dnaJ homolog subfamily C member 11-like
Exons: 10
Coding region: 224-2113 (629 amino acids)
Biological process (GO): cristae formation
Source: RefSeq, a predicted model, not a curated record